Morus notabilis is the source of this 1134-nucleotide messenger RNA. RefSeq names its product protein N-lysine methyltransferase METTL21A. Gene Ontology annotation, cellular component: nucleus. The transcript has 8 exons. The record is from RefSeq and is a predicted model, not a curated record. Bases 92 to 808 code for a protein of 238 amino acids. Gene Ontology annotation, molecular function: protein methyltransferase activity. Gene Ontology annotation, biological process: protein methylation. Lineage: Eukaryota; Viridiplantae; Streptophyta; Magnoliopsida; Rosales; Moraceae.
GGAAAAAGAAACGACACAAAUAUACAACCUAACAACACAAUGAGGCAGAUUCCGCAUUUUUGAAAGAAAAAAAAAAAAAAAAAAAAAAAACAUGGGAACCGAAGAAGAAGAAGAAGAAAUAGUGUGCUUAGACGAAUCUUUCUUCAUCAACGACAAUUACCAGCUGACCAAAUUCACAUUCGGGUCUGAAGUUAUUGAGCUUCUAUGUCUCCAAUCUGCUUCUACUGAUUUUGAUCUCACUGGGCAAUUGGUAUGGCCUGGAGCUAUGCUUUUGAAUGAUUACCUGUCGAAGAAUGCAGAUCUGCUAAAAGGGUGCUCUGUCAUUGAGUUAGGUUCUGGUGUUGGUAUUACUGGAAUACUUUGUAGCAGAUUUUGCCGUCAAGUUGUACUAACAGACCAUAACGAAGAAGUGCUCAAGAUACUGAAGAAAAAUGUGGAGCUGCACUCAUCUUCUGAGAAUUAUAAUUGUUGUGCUGGAUUAGCAGUAGAAAAACUAGAAUGGGGACAUUCUGAGGAGAUUUGCCGUAUUUUAGAAAAUUACUCGGGAGGAUUUGAUCUUAUUCUCGGAGCUGAUAUCUGCUUUCAACAGUCAAGCGUUCCUUUGCUGUUUGACACAGUGGAAAAACUCCUCCGAGUCAGAGGGCGAGGUCAAUGCAAAUUCAUACUAGCCUAUGUAUCCCGUGCUAAAAUCAUGGAUUCAAUGGUGGUUAAUGAUGCUAAGCUGCACGGGUUGCAGAUAAACGAUGUUGUUGGGACUCGGCGUAUCGUUGGUAAUCUGGAAGGAGUCAUCUUUGAGGUGACCCUUUAGAGCAAAUGUUUGAGCCAGUACAUGAUGGAUUUGGCUGCCAUAGUUUUGACUUGGUGUUUAUUCGGAUGAGAGAAUAGAAAUGUCCAAUUUUACGUGUUUCUGUUGAAUUUGAUGGUCUCGUUGCAGUUUUGUCUCUCUAUUGUGGCUUGAAAGGAAUAAGAAUUUUUGUGUGUGCAUUUCAUUAAAAUAGGUCAUUGUAGGGUGAGAUUUCGCUGUUUUAUUGUCAUAAUUUCUAGUUUAAUGAGAAAGAACAAUUUUAUUUAUUCAUUUGUUACCAUUAUCAUAUUUUUAACAUCUAGGUUGAACGGGCUAUACUGAACUCAAUU